AUGUCAGGAAGAGAAGUGGUACCUCUUCACCAAUACGAGGCCUUCAGGAUCCUUGUCUUGAGAGUGAUCGAGUCGUUUGUUUACAAGUCGCUAGACGAGACAAUCAGUUUGUUGAAAAUAACAACCGUGAUUAAUAACAACCCUCUGGCCAAACUUGUUAGACUCCAAAUUAGUCCCGGAAGAACUGCUUCAAAUCUACCGAAGGUGACUAUCAGAGACGUUAUUUUGUCUAUCACUAAAAUUUUCCAGUCAUCAGAUAUCCAAAUCCUUGCGAACAAUGACAAUUUCAAAAUAAAGCUAACUAGAAAUGAUUUCCAAGCAUUAGUUGAUAAACAUUUUGGAAGAUAUAUUGAGAAUUCAGUUGAAUCAAUUAGAGAUUUUGAAGAUGAUCAUGAUAAAGUUUUGAAAGAAAUCAUACAGAUUGAAAAGGGGGAAUUAGAUCAAGUUAUCAUUCAAGAACACAGACAGACAUUAGCUCAGAGACAACAAUUACAACAGCAACAACAACAAUUACAAUCACAACAAUCUAAACAGUCAUCACAGGUCCCACAAACGCAACCACAAGUCCAAUCACAAGCUCAACCACUAUCACAAGCUCAACCACAAGUGCAACAACAGGCCCAACCACAAGUACUACAACUGCAACCACAACCACAAUCACAACCACAACAACAAAGACAACAGUAUCCACCUGUACAGCAAAUCAAACCAAGUACUUCUCCACAAGCACAAAUACAAUCACCUCCAACUUCCAAGCAAAGCGAAGCUCCAAAGCUACAGACACCAACCCAACAACAAGCACAUCAGCAGAUACACCAACAAAAUAUACAACAUCGAGCUUCAAAUCUUCCAAAUCCCUCAAACAGUGUACAACAAGGUCAAUUGUCAACAAACCCACAAUCAUCACCGAAUUCACAGCAUCAAAUCAAUCAAGCUUAUCAAGCUCAGUCAAAAACACAAUUUCAGAAGAUCACACAACCGAAUACAUUUUCUUCUCUACAGGUAGAGCAAACAGCACAUGGUUCUCCCCAAACUUCAACAUCAAUCAAAGGAGCACCAAGUACAAGUCAGCAAAACAGAGCACAAAAUAUACCAUUAAAUCACCAACAGAACAGUAACCAAAUACACCAAAAUCAGCAACAACUAUCACAAGAACCACAGCGACAUGAAGUUUCACAGCCUUCACAACAAGCUUCUCAACCACCGGCUUCUAACCAAUUACCAAACACAUCACAGGCCCAAGACCCAACUUCUCCAGCUCCCCAAAUCAAAGCGUUAGCUAAAGAUACAGUGAAGAUUGAUAAACCCAAAGCCAACCAAACUAUUAUUCCUAUAAAGAAAGAAAACAAUAGUUCCAAUCAAGUAUCAAAUAAGACUCAAACUUCAACGCAAAACUCCAUUACCGAAACUGAUAAUAAAGUUAAAGGUAAAACUGACGAUGAAAACACAAAGGCUGUUGAGAAUAUUAAAGACACAACACAAGAUGAUGCGGUAGUUGUUAUAGAUGAUGAUGAAGAUGAUGAUCUUCGUGCUCCUACUCCAGAAGCUACAACCCCGGAACCAGAAUCAACUGAAGAGCCAAAAUCUGGAAAAUCAUCAGUCAGAUUAUCUCCAAGAAAGGGUAAAAGUUCUAUAAAAGACAAUGAUUCAGAACAGGAAGAACAUAAGUCCAAUGAAAGUUCAAGUGGAGAAGAAGAUGAUGAAGAAAAUGGAGAAACUGAAAGGAGAUCUACCAGAUCACAAACUGGUAAAAGAAGAAAAUCCGUCAAAGAUGAAGAUGAUAAAGAUACACCAGUAAAAAAGAAAACUAAGUACAAUAUACCAGAGGUUCCAUCUAGUCCUGGGGGUCCAAUUCAUGCACCACCUAACAAGAAGUUGCAAAUCUUAUCAAAUCCAUUGAUCGCUAAUAUUUCAUCUUAUAAGUAUGCUUCAACUUUUUCACAACCUGUUCAAGAGAGUAAUGCACCAGAUUAUUAUGAUAUCAUAAAAGAACCAAGAGAUUUGAAAACAAUUAGACAAAUGAUAAAAGAUGGUAGAAUUCAAACCAGUGAACAAUUGGAAAGAGAUAUUUUAUUGAUGUUUGCUAAUGCUAUUAUGUACAAUAAGACUGGUAGUGAUGUUUACGAGUGGUCUAAAGAAAUGCAAGUUGAAACUGAUAAUUUUCUCCAAUUGUUUAAAGAAUCUGAAAACAAUUGA
Hansenula ciferrii is the source of this 2196-nucleotide messenger RNA. Its product is annotated as Transcription intermediary factor 1-alpha. Gene Ontology annotation, cellular component: NuA4 histone acetyltransferase complex. The transcript has a single exon. Gene Ontology annotation, molecular function: protein binding. Bases 1 to 2196 code for a protein of 731 amino acids. The record is from RefSeq and is a predicted model, not a curated record. Lineage: Eukaryota; Fungi; Ascomycota; Saccharomycetes; Phaffomycetales; Wickerhamomycetaceae.